UCAGUGUUCUAUUUGCUUUGGAGCAAACACAUAUACACACAAAUAUACGGCGAAGCGAUAUUUAACGAUGCAAAUGAUAUUCUUGUUGAGGCUGUUCUUCACUUUGGACACUUUGCUCAUCACGACAGUUUCCACGACACGCUGGGAAACGUUCAUACAUGCUGGGGAAGCUAUCGAAGAGGGCCAUUAAACUAAACGAGCUCAAACUAGAGUCUCGUGCGAUGGAAUCAGCAGUUUAGUUUAGCAUCCGAUCCCAGCCGAGCUACACCUUGACCUCCAGCCGGAAUGCGGAAGUGUUUGCGAACUUUUCUCAACCCAAAGGACUUUUAUGCCGCCCAACGGCCCGUGCUGCGUGUUUCAUUUCUGGUCGGCAUGACGCCGUUUACUGUUGUGAAGGGACCGACCGAGUUGAUGAUGCUGCGCUGCACUCCCUUCGGUUACAUCAACUCGAGCGUCCACGUGAUCCUGUUCUGUAGCUGCUACGUGAACGCACUGCUGCAAGGAGACACGAUAACGCGGUUCUUCUUCCGCACCGACAUCAGCACGUUGGGAGAUGUGCUACAGUUCACCAUCGGUAUUACGGCACUCUUCAUGACGUUCUUCUGCAGCAUCUUCCAGCGGAACAAGUUGAUCAAAUGCUUCCACGCACUGGCCAGCAUCGAUCGACGCUUCAAGGAGAUAGGCAUGGAGACGAACUACAAGAGUACGCUGCACUACAACCUGUUGGUAAUGCUAACUAAGGCGAUUAUCAGCACGCUCUAUCUAGUCGUGUGCCUGGCUGUGUUUAUUUCCUCCGAUACCUACCCGAGCGUGACCACCUGGAUGGCGUUCCUGUUGCCCUACUUCAUGAUGUCGAUGGUGAUCGUUUUGUUUCUGUGCUUCGUCAACCAAACCAAGCACCGUUUUCACCUGCUGAACAAGGUACUGAAGCAUCUCAAGCAAGCGGCAUUAGAGAAAAGAAUCUCGCCCCAACGGCGACCCAGCUACUGGCACGCGAUCAAGAUCCAACGGCCCCUGGGCAUCGCAUCCGUUUACUCCAACAACGACAAAUCGAUGCCGGAUGUGGUGUCAACGGUAGCCGAAAUCCAGGAUGCAUUGUGCGAAGCGUGCAGCUACGCCGAGGACUACUUCACGAUCCAAAUGCUGACCAUUGUGACGAUCGUGUUUCUUAUUAUCGUGUUCAACUCUUACUACGUGCUGGACGCACUGCUCGGAUCCACCUCCCUUGACUCACCAUUCUCCAAGGGACAGUUUGCGAUGUUUUUCCUCUGCCAGGCCAUGGUGUAUGGCUUUGGAGUUUUCAACAUUGUCUACGGCAGUAGCUCGCUGGUGCAAGAGAACGACAACAUCGGAUCGAAUGUGCACAAGCUGCUUAAUGCGGCUGCCGGGGCGGACAGUGAGCUGGCGGGGAAAUUGAUGCACCUUUCCCUACAGAUGCUCCAUCGGAAAGUGCGAUUUUCCGCAUGCGGGCUGUUUAGCUUGGAUUUUUCGCUCAUUUUUACGCUGGUGGGUGCAGCAACUACAUAUUUGGUAAUUUUGAUCCAGUACGAGCUGAGCAUGGACGAGAGUAAGCACGAAACCAUUGCAAGAGCUUUCCUUGGCAACGAAACUUGCACACACUACAAAGCGAGAGAUCAAUAAAAGCGAAUUUCUUCAACAUACGCCAUGGAUGCAAGACCCUGUUUGUGCUAAUUUACUGACGGAUUAUUGCGAUGCAAAUGACUGCGUUUAAAAAAGAUUGCAUAUAUUUACAUUUUAAUUCUAAAGCG
Anopheles merus is the source of this 1769-nucleotide messenger RNA. RefSeq names its product putative gustatory receptor 28b (gene Gr28b). Gene Ontology annotation, biological process: sensory perception of taste. The transcript is spliced from 3 exons. The record is from RefSeq and is a predicted model, not a curated record. Lineage: Eukaryota; Metazoa; Arthropoda; Insecta; Diptera; Culicidae. The coding region runs from base 286 to 1641 and encodes 451 amino acids. Gene Ontology annotation, cellular component: membrane; dendrite; axon.